AUGAAAAUGACUAAUAAUGUAGAAAUGUCGAGACCUCCUAUCGUUGAAUCUUUAAUUCGGAGCCUUGGGUUUAGCUCAGCAGACAUGGAGGUCAAAUCACAAAAAGAUUCAACUUUGAUUACAACUGAGAAUAUCCAGGACAAUCUGAAUGAGCAUAGUCAGAAGAAUCACAUGGAAUUUGGGCACGAUCGUAUUACCACAAAAGUCUAUCAACACCUGCGAGAUUAUCCAAUUGCAAGAUCAUACUUUGAUAAUGUAAACCGAGUACCGCAACCACGUUUUGUUAGAACAGUGAUUCAUGAUGCUUUGUUUUCUGAAACAUUGGUGCCUUACACCGUGCGAUUGGACACAUCUUUGAACAAUCUUCUAGAUCAGCUGGACCAAAGGGCACCCCAGCUUAAAGUUCUUCGUAUGAGAGAUAUACGAGAUGUCUUGGCUGGACCUUUUGCCAGAGCCUAUGCUUCUUUUGCCUCUAGGACAUCAUCUCCUGAGAAAAUAUCGGAUGUGAUUGUAGAACCUACAGGGAAAAUAGCUGAUCACACUCUUGACGUUUACGAUAAUGAGAGGUCCGGUCGCUAUUGA
Molecule: messenger RNA, 582 nt
Organism: Komagataella phaffii GS115
Lineage: Eukaryota; Fungi; Ascomycota; Pichiomycetes; Pichiales; Pichiaceae
Exons: 1
Coding region: 1-582 (193 amino acids)
Source: RefSeq, a predicted model, not a curated record